AGUGCCUACAAGAGGUUCAGUGAACUGCUGCCAAAGGAGGAGAGGGAGAAUGCCUGCUCCGCGCGGGUUCCCAAGAGCCAGAUCCUGACGUUGCCUGAGCUGCGGGCAAACCCCUUCCAGCACCGGAUCUGCCGGGUGUUCUCCACCUCCUAUAAUGGGGACGACAGCAUGUCCUUUGAAGACUUCCUUGAUAUGCUUAGCGUCUUCAGCGACUCCGCUACCUCGGACAUCAAAUCCCACUACGCCUUCCGCAUCUUUGACUUUGAUGACGAUGGGACUCUGGACAGAAAGGACCUGGAGAAACUGGUGAACUGUCUGACGGGGCAAGGCGAGCAGUCCCGGCUGAGCAACACGGAGAUGGAGCAGCUCAUCCAAAACAUCCUGGAGGAGUCCGACAUCGACAAGGACGGCACCAUCAACCUCUCCGAGUUCCAGCACGUCGUCUCCCGCUCCCCAGACUUUGCCAGCUCCUUCAAGAUUGUCCUGUGAGAGCCCUGCAGCUCUCCAGCGGAACUGCUCCUCCGGCUGUUGCAGCUCUUCGUGGUCUCAGACGUUUCCUCUUUCAGGGAGCAGAGCGGCAGAGGCCCCCACUCCUCACCAGCCUGGCAGUGCCACACAGUGCCUUAGGCAGGACACUCUCCUGCUCCC
Molecule: messenger RNA, 648 nt
Organism: Fulmarus glacialis (Northern fulmar)
Lineage: Eukaryota; Metazoa; Chordata; Aves; Procellariiformes; Procellariidae
Gene: CIB1
Product: calcium and integrin binding 1 (calmyrin)
Exons: 5
Molecular function (GO): calcium ion binding
Source: RefSeq, a predicted model, not a curated record